This is a messenger RNA of Contarinia nasturtii (swede midge), 1109 nucleotides long. RefSeq lists its product as uncharacterized. The transcript is spliced from 2 exons. Lineage: Eukaryota; Metazoa; Arthropoda; Insecta; Diptera; Cecidomyiidae. The record is from RefSeq and is a predicted model, not a curated record. Bases 120 to 980 code for a protein of 286 amino acids.
GUUUUAGAAACAUUUUUUUUUGCAAAAAGUUUUUUUCUAUAUAAAACGGCUCAAACAUACUAUACAUUGCAGUUAAUUUUAAAUUUCAGUCGAAUACAAAAUAAAGUUGAACCGAAACGAUGCGACAAAUUUUCAUUGUAAUAUUCCUGGCGAUUUAUGUGUUUGAAAAAGCAUGUGGAGAAGUGACCUACGCCACAAUUAUUGAUAAAUUUCAUCGUAAAAUAGACGCACUUGAUCGAGAAAUAAAACACAAUUGGAUUGCAGAGCUUACACCGUUGUUCUCACUUUUUGAACGACUUCCAUAUCUUGAACCCAUAUUGGGCGAACGCUAUAUGAUAAAUAACUUAGAAACAGCUGUAGAUGCGGCUUUAGCUAGUCUUUCACCAAAAGAUAAAACAGCUUUACUGGUGCGAAAUGACAUCAAGGAAAUCAUAGGAAACCAAUGGAAGAUAAACGAGUUGGGUGCUGUUAUUCAAAAAAAUGUCCAAUCGUCAACGGCCCACUCACCAUUUUACGAUGAAAGAAUAUACAGAAAAUUUGAAUUUAAAAAGAUCGAAAAUCUAUUCAUAUUAAAAGUUGAACAAAAAUUAGGCAUUAUGAAAUCAAUUCAUAAAGAUUUGCACGAUCUUUUCGUAGAUGAUGUGGAAAAUGUGAGAAAAACAAAAGCAAGUUUUGCAAAUGAAACACUUGCAAUUUUGGAUACAUUCCAAAAUUGCAAAAAUCCAAAGUCAGAAGUGAAAGAAUUAAAAUCGGCAAUAGAUCACUAUAAGAAGAUACAGGACGAUGUAUGGAAACAUCUUGUAAAUGCUGAAAAAGUUUUGGAUGAGUAUUUUCGUCAGCGCUAUUUAUGGACAGAAUUCUUAUUGUCAUUCAAAUCAGCAAUUGAAAAAAGGCCAAUGGUACUGCAGGAACGAAAGCCAAGAAUAUUGGAAAUGGGAAAGAAUCAAUUUCGGAAAAUUGCCGGAAUUGCAAAGGAAUAAUAAUUUCGAUUUCAAUAUUUUUUAAUAUAGUAUUUUCCAAAUCGACUUCAAUCAUAUUGUGUUAAUACAUAUUAUAUAAAUAUUGUACAAAUAUCAAAAUAAAGAACAAUACCAAAAGUUUCACAGUUA